Messenger RNA from Acanthocheilonema viteae, 896 nucleotides. NCBI's taxonomy places the organism in Eukaryota, Metazoa, Nematoda, Chromadorea, Rhabditida, Onchocercidae. The record is from the annotation of a GenBank genome assembly.
AUGGCCGAAGCGAUGAAGGAACAAAUUCUGACACUCAAAGUUAUGCGCCUUGCCCGUCCCAAAUUCUACGAAAAUAUUUGCAUGCCGAUUGAUCCAGCUGAUACAACCAGUCAACUGAUUGGUUCUGCUCUUUGUCGUUUAACAGGACAAGAAGCUGCUGAUAUGCCUAUUGGGAAAUAUCUUAUGGCACCGCAAAAGUUCGAGAAUAUUUAUUUGGGAGAGACCUUCACUUUCUAUGUUUGCGUCCAAAAUAUAAGUGAUAAGGUUGCUACAGACAUAUGUGUCAAGACUGAUUUGCAAACCACAAGCCAGCGCAAUGCUCUACCGUCACAGCUACAAGAAGCGAAUGCUGUGCUUGAACCAGGGAAAUGUUUGGGAGAAGUUAUUACCCAUGAAAUCAAAGAAAUUGGACAGCACAUAUUAGUAUGUGCCGUGAGCUAUAAAACAUCUAAGAAUGAAAUGUAUUUUCGGAAAUUUUUCAAAUUUCCAGUCACCAAACCAAUCGACGUUCGGACAAAGUUUUAUAACGCGGAGAACAAUGAUGUUUAUUUGGAAGCACAAAUUCAGAAUACUUCUGAAUUACCAAUGGUUCUGGAGAAAGUAAUCCUGGAACCAUCCGACUUUUAUAUAAGUUCUGAAAUCUCACCUCCUGAAACAGAAAAUGAAAGUAUGGAGCAGUCUUAUCUCAAUCCAAGUGAUAUCCGACAGUAUCUGUUUUGUCUGAAACCGAAAACAACAGAUUAUUCCCUUAAUUAUUUUAGGAAGGGAACAUCAAUUGGGAAGUUAGAUAUGGUUUGGAGGACUAGCAUGGGAGAAAGAGGCCAUUUACAAACGAGUGCUUUGCAACGAAUGGCUCCAGGAUAUGGUGAUUUGCGACUGACAAUUGAAAAAAUACC